GGUGGAGCAGAUAAAAAUAUCUGUGGAAAGAGAAGUAAAGGAAAAUGAGAAAAACUUCAUUGAUCUGAUCCAUUGCAUUGAAGAAGCUCAGAAGAACUUGUUUGAGAGGAUGAAAGAACAAGAGAAGAAAGAAAUAGAGAAGGCUGAAGGAGUCAUGGAACAACUAGAGAAGGAGAUUGAGGAGCUGAAGAAGAGAGACACUGAGCUGAAGGAGCUUUAUGACAACAAGGAUCACAUCCACUUCAUGCAGACUUUCUUAUCUCGCUGUGUCCUUCCUGCUGAUGGAGACUCGCUCAGCUUCACUGUCACUGCUGAUUUUUCUUCUGAGGACCUGAGAAAUGAGCUGUCAUGUCUGAAAAAGAGUUUGGAGAAGAUCAGCCAGUGGGACAUCAAGACAUCGACUUCGUCAGAUCUCCAUGAGACACACAGACAGGCUGUGUCUGAAUCCACAAGGACUGUGGAGGCUCAUGCUUCUCCUGGAGAUCCACACACCACAGCUGUGGGCUUUGAGACUCUAUACACAGAGUUGGUGGCCAUUGAACAGGACCCUAGAAACCAUAAGGAGACUGAACAUGAACUUAUGAAAACUGGGAGGAUCCAUGAAGAGCUCAUGAAGAAAGGUGCAGCAGAGAAAUGUGAGCGAAUCUGGAUUGAGCAGCUGUUUAAGAAAAGUCCUGUAAGUGUAAAUCCAGUUAACAUCAUAGUGGUCAGUGGGAUGGCCGGAAUAGGGAAGACCACCAUGGUUCAGAAGAUCAUGUAUGACUGGGCCAGAGGCACUCAGUACCAGAGGUUUGCAUUUGUGUUCCUGUUUAAAUUCAGAGAGCUUAACCUCCUAGACAAUGAGAAUGAGCCACAAAUGUCACUGACCAAACUGAUUGAAAGGCACUAUAAAUAUCUCAGUGAUGAUCCACUGAAAGACGUUCUGAAGAAUCCUGAAACUCUCCUGUUUAUAUUCGAUGGGCUGGAUGAGUACAAACACAAACUGGACUUCACCCAGAGACAGCUCUGCUCAAACCCACAUUUUGCGGUGCCUGUCCACAUCCUGGUCACCAGUCUGAUCAGUCGGACAUUACUGAAGGGCUGUUCAGUCCUGAUAACAAGCAGACCAACAGCCCUGGAAGCCAUGGACAUGGAAAGAGUCAAUCAGUUUGUAGAGAUCCUGGGGUUCUUCCUUGAUCAAAGGCUGAUGUACUGUAAGAAUUUCUUUGGUGUCACUGCUCUGGCUGCUGAGGCUUUUCAGUAUGUGAAGAAGAACACCAUCCUGUACUCAAUGUGCUUCAUCCCCUCGUACUGCUGGAUGAUCUGCUCUGUGUUGAAGAGACACUUCAUGACACCUGAAAAAAACAAAAGUGAAGCUCUGCAAGUAGGUCACUGGCUCUGUGAGGCUCAGAAUAAGGAGUUAAUUAGAGACACCAUUGGACAGGAUUUAAAGAUGAACUUUAGAAGCACGACUUUAUCUGCUGUGGACUGUGCUGUGCUGGCCGCUGUCAUCAGCUGCUGUGGAGAACUUAAAGAACUUAACCUGACAAACACACCUCUGACCCCCGAGUGCAUCAAGAGACUGGAGCCGGGGCUCAACUGCUGCAGUAAAGUCUGGUGAGUGAU
Molecule: messenger RNA, 1605 nt
Organism: Polypterus senegalus (gray bichir)
Lineage: Eukaryota; Metazoa; Chordata; Cladistia; Polypteriformes; Polypteridae
Product: NACHT, LRR and PYD domains-containing protein 12-like
Exons: 4
Coding region: 110-1600 (496 amino acids)
Cellular component (GO): cytoplasm
Source: RefSeq, a predicted model, not a curated record